CUGACCCUAUAUCCACCCUAUAUCCACCCUAUAGGUCCAGAAGCUCCAGGCCAUCCUCAAACCCAUGAUGCUCCGUCGCCUUAAAGAAGACGUGGAGAAGAACCUGGCCCCGAAACAAGAAACCAUCAUCGAGGUGGAACUGACCAACAUCCAGAAGAAAUAUUAUAGGGCCAUCCUAGAAAAGAACUUCUCGUUCCUAUCCAAAGGGGCCGGGCACAGCAACAUGCCCAACCUCCUCAACACCAUGAUGGAGCUACGCAAGUGCUGUAACCACCCCUACCUCAUUAAUGGUGCCGAAGAGAAGAUUCUAUCCGAGUUCCGCGACUCGUGCCCCCACCACGUUCCCCACGACUUCCACCUUCAGGCCAUGGUUCGUUCGGCCGGAAAAUUGGUUCUUUUGGACAAACUGCUGCCCAAACUCAAGGCCGGGGGGCACAAGGUGCUGGUGUUCUCCCAGAUGGUGCGAUGCCUCGACAUCCUGGAGGAUUACCUCAUUCAGAAGAGGUAUCUUUACGAGCGGAUCGACGGGCGCGUGCGGGGCAACCUCCGUCAGGCCGCCAUCGAUCGCUUCAGCAAACCCGAUUCGGAUCGAUUCGUGUUCCUGUUGUGUACGAGGGCCGGGGGGCUCGGGAUCAACCUGACGGCGGCCGAUACCUGCAUCAUCUUCGACUCCGAUUGGAACCCACAGAACGACCUACAGGCCCAGGCUCGCUGUCACCGCAUUGGUCAGAGCAAAUCAGUGAAAAUUUACAGGUUGAUUACAAGGAAUUCUUAUGAAAGGGAAAUGUUUGACAAAGCUAGCCUGAAGCUUGGCCUUGAUAAGGCUGUGCUACAGUCUAUGAGCGGCAGGGAGGGCAGCAUGCGGGGAUCCAUCAGUUCUCCUAAGAAGGAGAUUCGAGGUACCUAUUGCAUCCAUCAGUUCUCCAAGAAGGAGAUCGAGGACCUAUUGCGUAAAGGCGCCUACGCCCAUAGCCCCCAUUGA
Molecule: messenger RNA, 982 nt
Organism: Coturnix japonica (Japanese quail)
Lineage: Eukaryota; Metazoa; Chordata; Aves; Galliformes; Phasianidae
Source: RefSeq, a predicted model, not a curated record